Phalacrocorax carbo (great cormorant) is the source of this 2252-nucleotide messenger RNA. The record is from RefSeq and is a predicted model, not a curated record. NCBI's taxonomy places the organism in Eukaryota, Metazoa, Chordata, Aves, Suliformes, Phalacrocoracidae.
AUGACGAUGCUGCUGGACGGCGGGCCGCAGUUCCCGGCGCUGGGGGUGGGCGGCUUUGCGGCGCCCCGUCACCACGAGAUGCCGGGCCGCGAUGCCGCCGCCGCCGCCGGUAUGGGGCUGGGCCCCUUCGGGGACUCCUCGCACGCCGCCGCCGCCUUCAAGCUGAACGCGGCCCCGCACGACCUCGCCGCCGGGCAGAGCUCCGCGUUCACGCCGCAGGCGCCGGGCUACGCCAGCGCCCUGGGCCACCACCACCAUCACCACCACCACCACGCCGGCCAGGUGCCCUCCUACGGCGGGGCCGCCGCCUUCAACUCCACCCGCGACUUUCUCUUUCGCAACCGAGGCUCCGGUAUCGCGGACGCCGCCUCCGGUACGGCGCAACACGGGCUUUUCGGCGGUUCCCCCGGCGGUUUGCACGGCCCCGGCGGCAUCCCGGACACCCCGGGCUACCUGCUUUUCCCGGGGCUCCACGAGCAGAGCCCGAGCCACACGUCCCCCAACGGGCAUGUGGACAACGGGCAGAUGCACCUGGGGCUGCGCGGGGACCUCUUCGGGCGACCGGAUCCCUACCGGGCCGUCUCCAGCCCCCGCACGGACCCUUACGCCGGCGCCCAGUUCCACAACUACAACCACAUGAACAUGAAUAUGGGCAUGAACGUGGCGGCCCACCACCACCACCACCACCACCACGGCCCCGGCGCUUUCUUUCGAUACAUGCGCCAGCCUAUCAAGCAAGAAUUGUCCUGCAAGUGGCUCGACGAGAGCCAGCUCAGCCGGCCCAAGAAGAGCUGCGACAGGACUUUCAGCACCAUGCACGAACUGGUGACCCAUGUCACCAUGGAGCACGUCGGGGGGCCGGAGCAGAACAACCACAUCUGCUACUGGGACGAGUGUCCGCGGGAAGGCAAGUCCUUCAAGGCGAAAUACAAACUGGUGAACCACAUUCGGGUGCACACGGGGGAGAAGCCCUUCCCCUGCCCCUUCCCCGGCUGCGGCAAGAUCUUUGCCCGCUCUGAGAACCUCAAGAUUCACAAGCGGACGCACACAGGUGAGAAGCCCUUCAAGUGCGAGUUUGAAGGCUGCGACAGGCGCUUCGCCAACAGCAGCGACAGGAAGAAACACAUGCAUGUCCACACCUCGGACAAGCCCUACAUCUGCAAGGUGUGCGACAAAUCCUACACCCACCCCAGCUCACUUAGGAAACACAUGAAGGUACACGAAUCCCAGGGGUCGGACUCUUCCCCUGCAGCCAGUUCGGGGUACGAGUCCUCCACCCCCCCUGCGGUGGGCUCCGCCGGCAGUAAGGACUCCACUAAAACGCCGCCGGCCGCCCUUCAGAGUAACCCCGGCCACAACCCUGGACUGCCCCCCAAUUUUAAUGAGUGGUAUGUGUGAAGGCAGCUGCUGCCCAGCCAGAGACUGGACCAAAUGCGUUGGGAACAAGGGGAAAAAAAAGACAAAUCAAGCCAACUGCAGCUCGCUCCCACGGAAACGGAGUUUCCACACUGACGACCGCAUAGGGCUACACCUAGUUAACUGCCAGGAUCUGGAGGGGGGGGGUGUGUCUUUUAUUAUUAUAUUAUAAUUAUUACUAUUUCUCGCAAGCCCAGACGCUGGACUAGCCAUGUCCUUUUCUCAGGAUUGGAUUUCUUUUUUUUUUGUGUGUAAUUUUUUUUUUUGCAGUCGCAGUUGUUUCUUUGAUAUUUUUUUUCCUCCCUGCCCCAGUCCCUCUUCCUCCAAUUCCUCACUUUUCUUUUUAUUUUUAAUUUGUUUUGGUUUUCCUUCUUUCGGUGGGAUGUUGACAUGAGGAUGAAAAUUCUCCUUCGCCUUAGUGGUGAUUGUUUAAACUUACAGUCUUAAACCGUGCCAAAGUCCUGUUAUGUCUUGAACUUUCCUCUCUAGCUCUCCUGCUGCUUCUUUCUCUGCUCUACUCCUCUUUCUCCUUCUCUCUCUCCGAGCAUUACACUUGUGAAUGUAUUCUCGUCUGAUGGGGUCGGUCAGUAUUUUUCAGGAUGAGGAUGUGGUGUUUAUUCUACCCAGAUUGUGACGUUUAGUAUAACAGUUGCCUUUUUGUAAUAACUUUUUUUGUAAAUACAUAUCCAUGAUGCCAUAUUUAUCGUUCGUAAUUUAAUUAUUGAUACAAAGUGCCGGGAACUGAAGAAUAUUUAUGGGGGAGAAAAAAUUGUUUUCUAACAAAAAAAAUACAAACAACAACAAAAAAUAUCCAACUCUGUACAGCUUUUGGUUAU